Aethalodelphis obliquidens (Pacific white-sided dolphin) is the source of this 1178-nucleotide messenger RNA. RefSeq names its product translation initiation factor IF-2. The record is from RefSeq and is a predicted model, not a curated record. Lineage: Eukaryota; Metazoa; Chordata; Mammalia; Artiodactyla; Delphinidae.
CACCAACCCCUCCUCCACCAAAGCGGCUUCCAUGGCGACCCUCACGCUCCCCGUGGCUGUCCGCGCCGCGCUCCGGAGCGGGUCCCCGGGGACUUUAGACCUGUCUGGCGGGGGCUUCUCCGAGGAAUUCGCAGGCUGGGACUCGAGAUUUCGGGCAGGGCUGGGGAAAGAGGAGACUCCCGGAUGGAGACAGCACGGUGGUGCAAGGCGAAGCAGGAUGGUGCGGGAAACAGCAGCAGCGCGCCCGGCCGGGCCCGUGGGCUUCCGGGACCCGGGGUCCAAUCCGCCCCACCCCUACGCCCGCGAACGCCCGGGGUCGGGGUACCUGGCGGGCGAGGGCUGCGGCGGCGGGGGGAGGGCUGGCCAUGGGGCGGCUCCGGGAGCGCGCGGCUGCGGAGAGCUGCGGCGGCACGCAGCGCCCGGCUGGACGCGAAAGCGGGCGGCGCGGCCAAGCUCCAGCGCACGGACCGCGCGGAGCCGGCCGCCAACACCCGGAACCCCAGGCCAGGGCCAGGCGCAGGGAACAGCGCAGCGCCUCCAGCAUCCCUGGGGGAGAAACCUUCAACUGUCUGGUCACUGUGGUCCUUCGGUCGGGAAACCCCAAGCCGUAGUCCCAGCCCCCAGGGCACGAGAGUGCAGGAGCGCCUUUCCGGCUGCAAGCACUCAGCAAGCAUCCUUAUUUACCAAACAACGCCUGGGUGGGCCUGGAAACGCCCCUCCGCCCAGGGGAAGGCAACCUCGGGGAAAUUAAUUUACAUUAGGGCAGAUUUUCCUUCGACCAGCCCACAAGAGGCAGUUUCUGCUUCCCUCCCCCUUCCUGCCCCGAGAGUUUGCAGCCAGGACUGGCAGUGGUGCCUGGGUUCUUGUCUGCCACCAACCUCCACGCGCAAACUGGAGAAGAACGUGAAUCCGGGUUUUAGAUUUCUUUCCGCCACCUACCCAAGUCGGAUUUGUAACUUGGGGUGUUACGGGGCUACUAGGUUCACAUCCCCUAAGAGAUGUUUCUCCCCAAACACCUUGAUGCCACUUAGACCCACCUACCCACCCAACCCAUUUAUCGCUUUCAGGCAAAGUAGACCACGCGUUCCCAACCAAGCAGCUUUGACAAUUUCUUGAGGUAGGCCUGUGAUGGCAACAUUUAGAAAGAGGGAAAAGGAAGACUGUAAUGGCUGUUGUCU